Closterium sp. Yama58-4 is the source of this 1833-nucleotide messenger RNA. Lineage: Eukaryota; Viridiplantae; Streptophyta; Zygnematophyceae; Desmidiales; Closteriaceae. The record is from the annotation of a GenBank genome assembly.
AUGAAGUGGGCGAUUAAGACAGCAGAUGCGGUGCCGGCGUCAGAAGGGGUGCUUUCCAAAGGACCAACGUAUAAAAGUUUUUACGCCAAGGAUGGGUAUGCAAAAUUGGACGGCAUCAACACCGUCUGGGAGCUUUUCGACAAUUCCGUCAAGAAAUUCGCGAAGAACAAGUUCCUUGGAAAGCGAUCCGUCGUCAACGGCGUGGCGGGUCCGUACGAAUGGCAAACGUAUGAGGAGGUUGGCGCUACGGUCAAGAAGGUCGCGUCUGCACUUCGCUUCAACGGCCUUCAACCUCAAAGCCGCGUAGGCAUCUAUGGGAUCAACUCGCCAGAGUGGUUCAUGACCAUGGAGGCAUGCAACAGCCAAUCGAUCCACUGCGUGCCACUCUAUGACACCCUUGGCCCUGAGGCAGUGGAGUUCAUUCUGAAUCACGCAGAGGUGUCUCUGGUCGCUGUCAUGCCUGCCAAUCUCCCUGCGGAGUCGAGCAAGGCGCUGAAGGACCUUGGCAUCAAGGCGCUUUCAUGGGAGGACGCUCUUAAGGAGGGCGAGUCGAACCCUGCAGAGCCGACCCCUCCAGUGCCAGAGGAUAUCUGCACGAUCAUGUACACUUCAGGCACCACUGGUGAGCCCAAGGGAGUCCUUCUCACACACAGGGCAUUGCUGGCUGCCAUUGCCGGGAAUAAGGAUUUCGUUGCAUACAAUAACAUCAACUUUGGCGAAGACGAGAUGUACCUGUCCUACCUGCCCCUGGCGCACAUAUUUGACCGCUCAGCGGAGGAGCUCAUCACCUACUUCGGUGGUGCCAUUGGCUUCUGGCGCGGGGAUGUCAAGUUGCUCACAGAGGACAUUGCAGAGCUCAAGCCCACCUUCUUUUGUGGCGUCCCUCGCAUCUUUGACCGCAUCUAUGCUGGCGUGAAGGCGAAGGUGGAGGCAGCAGGGGGCAUCGGCAAGUUCCUCUUUGACCUUGCCUACAGCCGCAAGCAGGCUCGCAUUCGAGCGGGCGUGGCGGUGCAAUUUGCUGCUCCAAUCUCAGAUGCGAUUGUCUUCAACAAGAUCAAGGCGCGUCUGGGAGGGCGGGUAAAGGCCAUCUGCUCUGGAUAUGGUCUGACUGAGACCAACGCCAGUGGGUUCAUAUCGUACACGGAGGGCAUAGAGCAGGCAGGCACGGUGGGCCCGCCCAUGCCCACUCUGGAGACACGCCUUGAGUCCGUCCCUGGCAUGAACUAUGACGCCCUCGCCACUCCUGCCCGCGGGGAGAUCUGCCUCCGCGGCCCGAUACUGUUCUCGGGGUACUACAAGCGGGAUGAUCUGACCAAGGAGGCAAUUGAUGAGGAGGGAUGGUUCCAUACAGGAGACGUGGGCGAGUGGCAGCCAGACGGCUCAAUGAAGAUAGUUGAUCGCAAGAAGAACAUCUUCAAGCUCGCUCAGGGCGAGUAUGUGGCCGUGGAGAACCUCGAGAACGUGUAUGGCAACUGCUCUGCUAUAGACAUGGUGUGGGUGUACGGGAACAGUUUUGAAUCGGUGCUGGUGGCGGUGGUGGUGCCAAACGAGGCGGCUCUAUUGGCGUGGGCCAAGGGCGCUGGGGUGGAGGGCGACUAUGCUGCCCUGUGCCAGACACCCCAGGCCAGGAGCUUCAUACUAGAAAAGCUUGUAGAGACUGGGAAGAAGGGACAGCUCAAGGGCUUUGAGAUGGUGAAGGCAGUGCAUCUGGACAGUGUGCCCUUUGAUGUCGCAAGGGACCUCCUAACACCCACCUUCAAGAAGAAGCGGCCUCAGCUCCUCAAAUACUACAAGGAGCCCAUUGACGCCAUGUAUGCUGCACUCAAAGCAUGA